AUGAAUCAUGAACAUGCGUUUGAAGCACUUGACCGAACAAUGAAAGAUAUCUUCAAAUGUGAGAUGACAUUUGGUGGAAAAGUUAUCGUUAAUGCUUCAAUCACGUCGUCGUAUAUUUGGAGUACUUGCAAGGUCCUUACGUUAACCAAAAACAUGAGGUUAACUGUAGGAGCCAACACAUCUGAUAUAGACGAGAUUAAAGCUUUUGCGGAUUGGUUGCUUGACUUGGGAGAGGGAAAGAUUGGCGACAGUGAUGAUUAUGAGGUGGUUAUAGAUAUUCCUGAAGAUUUGUUAAUCAAGUGCUCUGAGGAUCCUAUGUCAGAUCUGAUCGACUUUGUAUAUCCUUCGCUUCUUCAACUGUACAAAGAUAAAGAUUAUUUUGCUGAAAGAGCUAUAUUGGCACCAACGAACGAGGUUGUUCAAGAAAUUAAUGAAAAGUUGCUUGAUUCAUUUCCUGGCGAUGAAGUGGAGUAUGUGAGUUCUGAUAGUAUUUGUCAAACUGAUCCAAGGAAAGAAUGA
Molecule: messenger RNA, 519 nt
Organism: Helianthus annuus (common sunflower)
Lineage: Eukaryota; Viridiplantae; Streptophyta; Magnoliopsida; Asterales; Asteraceae
Exons: 1
Coding region: 1-519 (172 amino acids)
Biological process (GO): telomere maintenance; DNA repair
Molecular function (GO): DNA helicase activity
Source: RefSeq, a predicted model, not a curated record